This is a messenger RNA of Aspergillus campestris IBT 28561, 2610 nucleotides long. Its product is annotated as putative MFS monocarboxylate transporter. Gene Ontology annotation, cellular component: fungal-type vacuole membrane. Gene Ontology annotation, molecular function: transmembrane transporter activity. The coding region runs from base 220 to 2604 and encodes 794 amino acids. The record is from RefSeq and is a predicted model, not a curated record. The transcript is spliced from 4 exons. Gene Ontology annotation, biological process: transmembrane transport. NCBI's taxonomy places the organism in Eukaryota, Fungi, Ascomycota, Eurotiomycetes, Eurotiales, Aspergillaceae.
AAAAAUUGAGUAGGUUGGAACUUGUGACUCAUUUUGGAUGAUAUCUUGUUGUAUAUCUUGGCUUGAUAUCGUUCUUCUUCUGGUCUAGAUACUCGAGACUUUGAGAGGGAACUUUAACCGCUUAUGUUCGAGGCGAGAAACUGAGUCUCUCGAUCCACUCAACCAAGGGACCUUUCGUCUGUCAUUUGGUCGUCCUCUUGGACAUACGGUUGAGGCAUCAUGACGAACAAUCAAGCAGAGGACGAACGGCCAGCCGACGCCCCCCCAGAGAACGACCACCAAAACGAGAACGAAAAACACCUCGACAGAACCACCAGCAAUGAAUACAUCGACGAAGAAGCCGGCCUCGACUCCGACGAGCUCUCCCGCACAGCAACAAACGCCACCAACGUCAGCCGGCUCGCAGCGCGCACCCUCUCCCUCGUGCGCACCCGCGAAUCCGGCAAAGACAUCGGCCCUCCCCCCGACGGGGGCUUCACCGCAUGGUCGCAGGUCGCGCUGGCGCACUUCGUCAUCUUCAACACAUGGGGCUACAUCAACAGCUUCGGCGUCUUCCAGAGCUACUACACGGAGGCACUGGACCGGCCCCCGUCGGACAUCUCCUGGGUCGGCAGCAUCCAGAUCUUCCUGCUCUUCUUCAUCGGGACCUUCUCCGGCCGCGCCACAGACGCAGGCUACUUCAAGGCGAUCCUCACGGCCGGCGCCCUGCUGGAGGUCUUCUGCAUCUUCAUGACCUCGCUCUGCACCGAGUACUGGCAGCUGUUCCUGGCGCAGGGCAUCGGGCAAGGCAUCGGGUGCGGGCUGAUGUUCUGCCCGACGAUCGCCCUCAUGCCGACGUACUUCACGCGCAAGCGCGCCCUCGCCAUCGGCAUCACGGCGUCCGGGUCCGCCACGGGGGGGCUGGUAUUCCCCGCCGUGGUAAUGCGGCUGCUACCGCAGCUGGGGUUCGGGUGGACGAUGCGCGUGCUGGGGUUCAUCUCGCUGGCGACGCUGACGCCGUGUCUGGUGUUCCUGAAGCAGCGACUGCCGCCGCGGCGGAGCGGGCCUCUGGUGGAGUGGGGCGCGUUCCGCGAGCUGCCGUAUACGCUGUUUGCGAUCGGCAUGUUCCUGAACUUCUGGGGCAUCUACGUCGGGUUCUUCUACAUUGGAAGUUUCAGCCGGAAUAUGAUCGGCGUGUCGCAGGAGACGUCCAUCGAUGUGAUCCUGGUGAUGAAUGGCAUUGGGUUGCUGGGCCGGCUGGGUCCGAACUAUCUGGCGGAUCGGUUCACGGGCCCGCUGAACAUGCUGCUGCCGUUUAGUCUGGCCACGGGGGUGAUCUCUUACUGCUGGUCGGGGGUGGAUAGUGUUCCGGGGCUGUACGCGUGGAGCGCGUUCUACGGGCUGGCGGCGGCGGGGAUCCAGUCCUUGUUUCCGGCGACGCUCAGCACGCUGACGACGGAUCUGAAGAAGACGGGGGUGCGGAUGGGGAUGGUGCUGAGUGUGGUGGGGGUGGCGGCGCUGAUCGGGUCGCCUAUUGCGGGGGCGCUGGUGGAGAAGGCUGAUGGGCAUUAUCUGUAUGCGCAGAUGUUCAUGGGGACGGUGAUUGUGGCGGGGAUGUUGACGUUGAGUUGUGCGCGGUUGGCGAAGUUGGGGUGGAACAUCCGGUCGUUUUUGUCCCUCUUGAUCCCCGCAGUCUCUUCCCCUCCCUCAUACAACAACCCCUCUCCUUACCUACCAGACGAACCUCUCCCCGUCUAUCACUUCUUGUAUUUCCGCUACCAGAUCUCUGUCACUCUAUCUCGUGCUCACCAUUCUAUCAAGAAAACAUCUCCCAUUCACAAACUCAACAUGGCGCCCCGAGGUCGCGGUGGAAAGUUCUCCAAGCCCAGUCGAGGCGGUGGAAAGCACUUUAGUCGUGAUGUCCAGCCCGUUGAUAAGAACGGUAACCCUGUCGGUCUUUGGAGGGACCCCGAAGACGCCAUCCCCUCCUCCUCCGAAGGCGAAGACUCCUCCCAAGAAUCCAGCUCCGAAGACGAAGACGAAGCCCCCACCACCGCGGCAGGCUCCUCCAGCGCCGCCGCCGCCGCAGAACUAACCCGCGAAGAGCGCCGCGCAGCAGCCAAAGCCAAGAAACGCGCCGCCAUCGCCCGCAAGAACCAAGUCCAACCAGGCGACCUCCCCUCCUCCGACGAGGAAGACGACGACGCCGACAACGACAACACCAAAGCAGAAGGAGAGGGCGACCUCCCCGCUAACCCCAACCACACGGCCAAAUCUCGCUCCCAGCUAGAAGCCAAAGACGACGACGACGAAAACGCGCCGGCGAAACCCGCUGCUGCUGCGGCGGCGGGCGGCGGGGAUCUGUCGCAGCUGUCGAGGCGGGAGAGGGAGGCUAUCGAGGCGCAGCAGGAGCGCGAGCGGUAUAUGAAGUUACAUGCGGAGGGGAAGACGAACGAGGCGCGUGCGGAUCUGGCGCGGUUGGCGAUCGUGCGGGAGCAGCGGGAGGCGGAGCGCGCGCGGAAAGAGGCGGAGAAGGAGGAGAAGGCGGAGUUGGCGAAGCAGAGGGUGGCGGAGAGGGAGGCCAAAUUGCAGAAGGGGGGGAAGAAGGGCAAUAAGAAGAAGUGAAUCAUU